CGUUCUCCUCCCCUUGUCUUCUCCUCCGUUCCUAUUGCUGCACUGCCAGAACAAUUUAACUCGCACGCGCCUCCACACUGUCGCGCCAUCUCCUCCGCCCGAUUCCUUAACCCACUCCGACCCUCCCCCACUAAAAUUAAUUACUCGCGAGACACCGUAUCCAUCUCCUUCUUCCUCCUUCCUCCUUCAUAUCCCUCCUCCUUCCGCCUCCCCAUUUCUCUUUGGCCUCUCUAUUCCCCCCAAAAAUUUCGUUUUUCCUUUUUUAUUUCCUUUUUCUCUUCUUCUCCUUCUUCCCGAAGUCCCUUAUUCAGAGAGAGGGAGAGAGAUACCAAUGGGGGAUGUAGGAAAGCCAGUGUUGCAAAAGCCGCCAGGCUACAGGGACCCAUCCAUGCCGGCGGCUACGGUGCGGCCACCGCUUAAGAAACCUCAGCUUCCGCCGGCGUUAAGGCACCCGGUAAAACCUUCCCGGAGGCAUCGGACCGGUCGAUCCUGCUGUUGCCGUCUCUGUUGCUGCCUCAUCCUCCUCAUUAUCGUCUUCAUCGUCCUCUUCGCCGCCGUCGCUGGAUUCGGCUACCUCUGGUUCCAUCCUCACCUUCCAUCAUUCCGCAUAGAGAAUGUGACGGUGCCCGUCUUCAAGAUAACGUCGAGAUCGGACGGCACGUUCCUUGACGCAACAGUGGCGGUUAAGAUCCAGGCAGAUAACCCUAACUCAAAGUUAGGGUUGUCGUACCGCGCCGUUGAGGGGAAGGUCGCAUUGGCGGAUGAGGACGGAGAGGUGGAUUUGGGUACGGGAUCGUCAGCGGGGUUUACGUUGGGGAAGAAGAACUCGACGGCGGUUAGGAUGACGACGGUGGCGAAGGGAGUGCUGGUUGAUGACUCAGUUGGGGCGAGAUUAAAUUCAAGGUAUAAGAGUAAGGAAAUCCUCUUUACUGUGGAGAUGAGGAUGAAGGUGGGGUUUGUUAUUAACGGCAAGUCUACCCCGAGGUUCCCCAUUCGAGUGAAGUGUGCGGCUGUGAGCCUGAAGCAGAUUGGAAGCGCACGGCCGCUGCCGAAGUGUGAUAUUGAUUUCUUCAAUGGAAUAUUUUAAGCUGAAGCAGAACUUGGAAUGGUGUUUGUAUAGAGACAUAUCUGAAGAGAUUUAGCACUUCAAAUACUGCACUGUGUGCUUGGCUUUGUGACCUCACCUGGAAGAAGUGAAAUUCUUUUAUAUCACAUAAAUAAUAUAUCCACAUAACCAGUCCUGAGUA
This is a messenger RNA of Dendrobium catenatum, 1247 nucleotides long. RefSeq names its product NDR1/HIN1-like protein 6. The transcript has 2 exons. Gene Ontology annotation, cellular component: plasma membrane. The record is from RefSeq and is a predicted model, not a curated record. Bases 332 to 1087 code for a protein of 251 amino acids. Lineage: Eukaryota; Viridiplantae; Streptophyta; Magnoliopsida; Asparagales; Orchidaceae.